Spinacia oleracea (spinach) is the source of this 1930-nucleotide messenger RNA. RefSeq lists its product as uncharacterized. The record is from RefSeq and is a predicted model, not a curated record. NCBI's taxonomy places the organism in Eukaryota, Viridiplantae, Streptophyta, Magnoliopsida, Caryophyllales, Amaranthaceae. Bases 449 to 1930 code for a protein of 493 amino acids. The transcript has 7 exons.
AAUUAUUGAAUUCACAAUUCGCCCAACAAAUUCAAGAUAAAUUCGUUGCUCUCUCUGGUUUUUAAUUGGAGAAAUUCAAGCAUACUCUGGUUUCUUAAUUGCUGCUUCAUCCUCGGUGUUGCCGGAUAUAUUCGCCAGAUAGUUGGUAAUUUGGACGAUAGUUGGAAAGUGGUGAACGUCUGACUUCUUCUUCCGUGUUGUUACUACUGUUUCGCCGACCACACCGGUUCAAGGUUUCCUGUGAUUCUUUAGCGUUGUUCGUAGGUUCGUGCAUCAGUUCGUGCGUUGCUACACCGGUUCAAGGUUUCCUGCAAGUCUUUAGCGUUGUUCGUAGGUUCGUGCAUCGGUUCGUACGUUGCAUAUGCUCUUUGAUACUAGAGGCUCAGGAUAUUACUGAUUUAGGCUCUCUGAAUCAAGCAGCAAAGAUCUUUAUUCUAGGAACUAAAAUAUGAGUUACAGGACUAAAAGAACAUUGGUAGCUAUUGACGAAGGGUCGAGCAUUGCUGCAUCCAAGUCCCCAAAAUCUUCUGAUCCAUCCACCCAAAACUGGGGACCGUUCAGUCCUCCAACACUUGGAGUGUCACAGACAUUUGGGACGGUAUCACAACCCAUUAAGCAACCAGUAGCUGCUAAAAAAACCAUGGUUGCACCACAAUCAUCCUUGCCUCGGCCUACUUCCAUGGUUUCAAAGCCACAACUGAAGGCAUUAUCAAAACCAUCCUUUACCCAGACAAAACCAUCCUCUAACCCAUUACAACAACCAAUUUCGCCCACUCUUACAGGAACAACACAAAGUAGAUGGUAUAAAGGACCUACGUUUCCCAAUCUGACUGAAAUUGCAACACAAAAAGCGUCAACACCGAAUCCACACCAGCCUACUAUGCAGCCUGUGUUGCAGCCUUUCAAAGCUACCUUGCAGCCUUCUUUGCAGCCUUUCAAAGCUUCCCAACAGCCUCAAACAGCUACCAAUCAGCCUCAAAAAGCUACCCAUCAGCUUCACAAAGCUACACAACAGCCUCAAAAAGCUACACAACAGCCGGUAUCUUCUUUUACAAGUGUCAAACCACAUUUAGAGAAAAGAGCAUUUGUUGCACCUUUGGGAGCAACAAAACAUGUGAUGUCACAAUCUCCUACACCACCAGACACCAUGGCAAUGAAAAAGAGAACCGGGAAGCAAGAAGGUCAGUUGCCUCCAACAUACAUGCAUGUGAGUGAGAAUGCAUUUCAACCUCUGCGAUCUCCUCCAUCCAAUCAGGUUGAGAGUGAAGUUAUGCCAAACUACAACUGGGACGAAUUUGAAGAAUCGGCUUCUGAGAGUGAAAAUGAAUUUGAUCAAGGAGAAGGAAGUGAUACUGCUGUGAAGAAAGCAACACUUCGACAUCGAAUCAUUAUUCCAAAUUGGCCAGAAUCGAGGGAGUUUGAUGAGAAGGUGGAGGCUAUAGCUAUAGAUGCUGAUGGAAUACGACAUCUGGUAAAGGGACCAGUUCUGCCUCGAGACGUUUGGCAUGAUGCAAAGGGGUUCAGAUACAUUGUCAAGCUCAAUGAAUUCAACCAACCUAUUCGAAAAGGUGGGAAGAUCCUUGUGAGCUUCCUUGGAGAUAUUGCAAAAAAUGAUUCACUUUGUCCAGUGGGAGUCCCAAGUUGGCGUGCUGUGAACAAUCAGUUAAAAACUAAUGUUGUUACAAUGAUUCGGAAACAUUUUGUGUUACCUGAUGGACCUCUAGUUAACAAGGCACUAGUGAUGCGUAUUGACAAACCAUGGAACAAUCAUCGAUACAAAUUGAAGAGGGAUUUUUUCGAUCCAGUGAAUAAAUCUCGAGAAGAGAACUAUGCCAACGUGCCUGAUGGAGUGUCCACUAGGAGUUGGACGGAAUUGGUAGAUUGUUGGCUUUUACCAGAGGCCAUGGUUUGUGACCCCAAAAUAUCCUAA